Molecule: messenger RNA, 972 nt
Organism: Saccharomyces kudriavzevii IFO 1802
Lineage: Eukaryota; Fungi; Ascomycota; Saccharomycetes; Saccharomycetales; Saccharomycetaceae
Gene: CTK2
Product: Ctk2p
Exons: 1
Coding region: 1-972 (323 amino acids)
Biological process (GO): positive regulation of DNA-templated transcription, elongation; regulation of transcription by RNA polymerase II
Cellular component (GO): cyclin/CDK positive transcription elongation factor complex; nucleus
Molecular function (GO): cyclin-dependent protein serine/threonine kinase activator activity
Source: RefSeq, a predicted model, not a curated record
AUGCCCAGCACUUUCGAAACUCAGCUUUUUUUUUCUAGACCCUUUCUGUCUAAAAGGCAAAUCCAAAGGGCCCAGAGGAAUACGAUUCCAGAUUAUCGAAAUUACAACCAGAAAAAACUAGCUGUGUUCAAGUUCUUAAGUGAUUUGUGCGUUCAGUUGAAAUUUCCGCGGAAGACUUUAGAGACUGCAGUAUAUUUUUACCAAAGGUAUUACCUCUUCAAUCGUUUCGAAACAGAACUUUGUUACACUGUAGCGACAAGCUGCUUGACCUUGGGCUGCAAAGAAGUUGAGACGAUUAAGAAAAUUAACGACAUAUGCACUUUAUCAUUGCGAUUGAGAAACGUGGUCAAAAUCAACGCUGAGAUUUUGGAGAAUUUCAAAAAAAGAGUAUUUCAAAUUGAACUUCGAAUACUGGAGUCAUGUUCAUUCGACUAUAGAGUGAACAAUCAUGUCCAUAUCGAUGAAUAUGUUAUCAAAAUUGGCAGAGAACUAUCGUUUGACUAUAAAUUAUGCAACUUGGCUUGGUUGAUUGCCUAUGAUGCCUUGAAAUUGGAGACAAUCUUAGUCAUACCCCAGCAUUCUAUCGCACUGGCCAUUUUAAGGAUAGCAUAUGAAUUACUAGACAACAAGAAUUGGUCGAGUAAACGGUAUUCCUUAUUCGAAUCGGAUGAAAACUCUGUAAAUGAAGCUUAUUUUGAUAUAGUAAAUUUUUAUAUCAAUUCAUUUGACCUUUGCGAUUUACAACGUCAUUUACCGGAAGGUGUGCCGCCAGUUGGCAUCGAAAGGUUUAUGGAAUUGAAAAAAAAUGCAGGACGAGAAUUCGGUUUGCCGCAAAUAUCUGAUCACGUGUUGAACGCGGAUUCUUAUAUCACUAUUACCAGGGAUAGCAAUGUUCAGGAAAGGAGGUACGUGCUGUCAUUAGAUUUAAUUAAUGGUGAAUCCAGUAUCGUCAACUCGACAAGACAUGCAUAG